AUGGUGGUUCGACUCGAACGAGUGGAUAACCCACAGAUGAGAAACUUAUCUUUUUCUAAAUCAAACAAUGAUGGAAGUAAUCCUUCUCCUAGCUACCCUAUUACGCAUCAUGAAAAAUCGAACAUAGAUAACUAUUAUACAUACAAUGAUAAUGGGAAAGGACAAAAACAAUUUUAUAGCCUUACAAAUUACAACAAUGAACACGAUAUUAGAAAUAACAGCUUGACAGCAAUAGGUACUACUCCCUCAUAUAGCAAUACAAAUGAUAGUAGAAAAAGAAAAUUUUGUAAUUACCAAAAUGUAUGUUAUAAUCAAAACAUAGGGAAUAGUAGAGACAACUAUCAGUUAAAGGACUGCAUAUUCAAGGAUUUGAAAAAACCAGGAAACUGUUACCUUGACCCCUUUCGCUCAAAUUGUCAAUCGUUAGGUGGAUAUCCUGUGCAUAGAAAUGAAACGUUAGUACUGGCAAAUGUCCAAAGGGAAAUUGCUACCACGAACAAUAGCACUAAUUGUAGAGGUGGUACGGCACAGUAUGGUAAGAACGUAGUUGCGUAUAACUACAGCCGGAAUGGUGGGGGGGGCGGUCAGUACCCCUACGCCUCGUUCAGAAAGAAGAGGAAACUGCCAACACAAGGCGAAAGUCAAGUUUAUCAUAAAAUUAAUGAAAGCAGUGUUGUUUGCACAUUCCCCAAUGAAUUGUGCUGUACCAAUGGUACAAAUAACAAUACUGCAGUUGUAAAUGAAUACAGUUCGAACGCUGAAAAAAAGUACAACCAAUGUAGUAAUGGAGCCUCUAUUCAUGCAAAAUGGAAGCGCAGUAGUGACAACACGGGGGUACGGAUGCAUACCAAGGUAAAAGAAUACUCAACAGAGUUACAAGCUGAUAAUGGUUUUACAAAAGAAGAUGAGAUUACUAAGGGCGAAAGUGAAGGAGGGAAACUCGCGCAUUUAUCAUCAUACAGUGCGCAUAGUACGCACAAUACGAGUAGUACACAUAAUAGGCAUAGUACACACAAUACGAGUAGUACAAAUAAUAGGUAUAGUACACACAAUACGAGUAGUACAAAUAAUAGGCAUAGUACACACAAUACGAGUAGUACACAUAAUAAUAACGACAAUAAUGUAAAUGUAUCCUCAGAAAAAAGAAAAAAGAAAAAAGGUAAUAAUGACGUUCAGAGAAAGUACAACAUAUUAAGAGAAGCGUAUGAAUACUUUGCAAGUCGAAACGUGCAAAAUGAGAGGGAAGUGAACAGCUCAGAUGAGGAGGAAGAUACAACACCAGAAGACAAUGUUGCAAAAGAUAAAGACAUAACCACUAAAGAUGAAGACAUAACUACUAAAGAUGAAGGCAUAACUACUAAAGAUGAAGGCAUAACUACUAAAGAUGAAGGCAUAACUACUAAAGAUGAAGGCAUAACUACUAAAGAUGAAGGCAUAACUACUAAAGAUGAAGGCAUAACUACUAAAGAUGAAGGCAUAACUACUAAAGAUGAAGGCAUAACUACUAAAGAUGAAGGCAUAACUACUAAAGAUGAAGGCAUAACUACUAAAGAUGAAGAUUUAACUACUAAUAAUGAAGACAGUCAUUAUAGUAAAAACAUCUGUAAUGUGUGUAAAGAAAAAACGUACAAGUAUAGAUGCCCCUUUUGUGAAAUAAAGUAUUGCUCUUUAAUUUGUUCAAAAACUCAUAAAAGUAUAUUUAAAUGCAAAAAUAAAUUAAAAAAAAAUUUUAAAUUAAAGAAUGUUGGAAGAUUAAAUUUUGAUGAGAACUUGUUACAUAGAGACUUUUUAUACUUACAAAAUGUGGAAAGGAUUAUAGAAGGUAAUUAUAAAUUCAUUAAAAUAAAAGAAUAUGAAACGACCAAAUUAUGGCUAGUUGUUUAUAAAAAAUUAAAAAAUAUUUUAAAAAAAAAAAAAAUUUAUUUAUUAAAAGCACCUAUAUAUACAAAAUUACACAAAGAUAACAAGACUUAUAUUUCGAAUAAUGAAAUAUUCUGGAUGAUCAAAAUAACCUUUAUAAAUGCAAAUGUAUUUAUAUUUCUUGAUGAUAUUUCGGAGCAUACUACUUUUAUGCAAGUACUUAACAUGGCAUGCAAGAAAAUGGACACGUUAGAAGCUAAGAUAGGUAUUACUUAUAUUAAAAAUAUGGACGCAAUACGAGUUUCUUUGCAUAACAACGUACGUACGAUGGGAAAAGGAGGAGCAAAACAAGAGGGAAGAGCGGAAGAAGGAGGAAUGGAAGAGAGAGGAGAGGAAGAGGGAGGAAUGGAAGAGAGAGGAGAGGAAGAGGGAGGAAUGGAAGAGAGAGGAGAGGAAGAGGGAGAGAAUGAAAAAAAAAGCACCUUCUUUUCAAUCCACCAUACUAUCAACAAUGCCUUGUUCGGUCAGUCUUUCUAUGAGUACCCACAUUUCCUUUUUGAAGUUGUUCAUGAAGACAACGUACCGGUUCUAAAUCUUUCCUAUGAUAUCAUACCCCAGAAGGAGGUAAUAAUCAGACGGACGGAUUAG
Molecule: messenger RNA, 2508 nt
Organism: Plasmodium malariae
Lineage: Eukaryota; Apicomplexa; Aconoidasida; Haemosporida; Plasmodiidae
Product: conserved Plasmodium protein, unknown function
Exons: 1
Coding region: 1-2508 (835 amino acids)
Biological process (GO): maturation of LSU-rRNA from tricistronic rRNA transcript (SSU-rRNA, 5.8S rRNA, LSU-rRNA); snoRNA localization; box C/D snoRNP assembly
Cellular component (GO): nucleus; pre-snoRNP complex
Source: RefSeq, a predicted model, not a curated record